Molecule: messenger RNA, 598 nt
Organism: Sciurus carolinensis (gray squirrel)
Lineage: Eukaryota; Metazoa; Chordata; Mammalia; Rodentia; Sciuridae
Gene: Tmem167a
Product: transmembrane protein 167A
Exons: 4
Coding region: 117-335 (72 amino acids)
Biological process (GO): intracellular transport; protein secretion
Source: RefSeq, a predicted model, not a curated record
GGUGCCGUGAUAGGCCCAACUGGACUGCUGAAGAGAGGAGAAGGGCAGGGAGCGUGCACGCCUCUUCCGCCCUGGGCCCGGAAGCGUGAUGUGGCUGGGGCAUCGCUGGCCUCACUAUGUCUGCCAUUUUCAAUUUUCAGAGUCUGUUGACUGUAAUAUUGCUGCUUAUAUGUACCUGUGCUUAUAUCCGGUCCUUGGCACCCAGCGUCCUCGACAGAAAUAAAACUGGACUAUUGGGAAUAUUUUGGAAGUGUGCCAGAAUUGGUGAACGAAAGAGUCCUUAUGUUGCGGUAUGCUGUGUAGUGAUGGCCUUCAGCAUCCUUUUCAUACAGUAGCUUGGAAAAAUGCCAGGAUUUAAUUGCCAUCAGAUUUCAGUGUGAACAUGGACUUACCUGCAGAAAAUAAUGGAAAGAAUGGUUAACCCUUUUAUCUCUGAACAUUGAAUGAGAUAAAUUUCCAGAUUGUGUUCUCUAUUUUUAUGUUAUUGGACCAACGUUGUAUAAAUAACUAAGAUAUAACCAUUUAAUACAGAAUUUGAUAGUAUGUAACAAUCAACCUCAGUACUGUCACUACAAUAUUACAUUCUGUGCAAAUGUCA